This is a messenger RNA of Peronospora matthiolae, 4365 nucleotides long. Lineage: Eukaryota; Oomycota; Peronosporomycetes; Peronosporales; Peronosporaceae. The record is from the annotation of a GenBank genome assembly.
AUGAGGGUCGUCAAAAGCCCACGAAGUUCCGACGGGGAGAAAAGUGUCGCAGACGCUCUAUUUACUGACGAGAACGACUGUCAGUUGUCAUCCUGUGACGAGAUGCUAUCGAGUCCCAGGGACUCGUUCUCGUACCCGAUGCGGUCGCCAUACAGCGACGACGAAGACGAGGACUACGCGCCUUCGAUGACGUCGUUGGAGGAGUCAGGAUCAGUGACGAGCUCAAUGGAUACGGAAGAUUUGGACCCGGAGAAGAAGGAGAUGGACGUGGAGCCACGGGAGGUGGAGAUGGCUCAUUCUUUUAGUGACACAGAUGUGGACCAUUUGGAUGGUGCUGAAAAAAAGCACUUUGUGGAAAAAGCGUUUGAUUGCAAUGACGAAAACAAGGCGAAAAGUGUGUAUUACGCGUGGGGGGACUUGCAAGCAGCUUUCAACGACACUGCAUUCACGAGACGUACGGUGGAGGUGACUGGGGAAUAUGAUGAUGUCGAGCAGCAGAAAGUAGAUGGCGGAGAAGUGCAUGGUGAACAGCAGACUCAAAGGGGUCUCGAGUUGAAUUCAAGAGGGAGCAGUGUCGUUGACUUGGGGAAGGGACCAUGGAGAGCCGAAGCAGCAUUUACUCUUGGAGUGGCGGGGAAGAAGGAUACGUCAUCACGAAGACGACAUACUUUAUCAGGCACGACGGCUCGGCAUCACUCGACUGGCGUCGCUCCGAGGUUUCCGAAGAUAUUCAAUGAAGAACAGGAUCGAAACACGAGGUUUUGUUCUGCUACUCCCGCGUUCACGAUGGACCACACAUCUGCAAAUGUGGAGGUGCAGACUGAGAAGACGUCAUUGGCAGGUGAUGACACAAUCUCGAAGCUACCGGGGCCACACGUGGAGAAGUCAGACCUCACAUUUGGCGUCAAGCAGACGUGUGUUCCAACGCCAGAAUUUACGUUUGGGAAGCACGUACCACCAGCCUACAUGAAGACAGAGGCUGCAAAGGGAGAGACAAGUAAUUUUUCGAACACGAGCAGUCCAAUCCCGAUGCGUUCUGCCGCUGCAUCGUCCGAUGCUGUGGAUAACGACUUCACGCUGAAAAAGCGUGUUAAACCUCUGCAGCCUAACAGCUUUAUUGGAAUUGAUGACAUUAAACCAGCCAAAGUAUCGGCGCAGGAGUCGGGGAUUCCUGAUACCGAAUGUAACACUUCUGUGCGUAGCUCAAGCCCACGCACCAAUAGUGCUAGUCGUACCCCGACAAGCGGUACAUUUUUGUUUGGACAAGCGUACAAGAAUCGCAAACCGGUUGCUUUUGCUAAAAAAGAGAGCAGCGACUUGUUUCACGCAACUAAUUCGGUGGGUUCUGCCUACAACAGUAAAGCAUCGACAAAAGCGUCAGGAGCAUGUGGAGGGACAAAAGGUUUUGUUGGUGACUUUAAACUCUGUCAGACCGACGUCAGCAGCGAGUUUACAGCACCUCCUGCAUCAUUUGCUCCUGGAGUUGCAAAAAAUAGCAUGUUUCGUCACGAUUUGUCUCGUCGGAAAAAAGCGAGCUCGAGUUCAGUCAUUAGACCGCCCCCGUUCAGCGCUUCGUCUAGCUCCCAUUUUGUUGCUUCAUUAUCAUCGUUCAAGUCCUCCUCUACACAGCCGACAGCCAUUUACCAACGAAAUGACUCAACACGUACGGGUGACUACACGCGUGACAGUCGGGUGCAAUUGAGUACUACGACCCCAGCUAACAUCUCAACGAAUCCGUUUGCCGCGAACACGUGUGGAUCAUAUGCGCCGAAAGACCUAAAGGCCAAGACGGGUCCAGAUACAUUUUCACGCUCUGCAUCAUCUUCAUCUGGGGCGAGUGAAGAUUUUAGUUCAGUCCACUCUGAGCAUGCAGAACGUAGACCGGCUAUUCAUUGUUUUGUACCUGGAUCUGGAAAAGCAGAGACUGGCGCGCAGACAGAGGUACCAUAUUUUCAUCACUCCGAGCAGUCGGCCAAAAGUGUGUCUGCUUUGAAUACUGGUUGUAGUUUCCAGAUUGGUAGUGUCAGUGCGCAAAGGAAAUCGCGAGUGCGGCCGAGGAAAAACGGAACGUUGGCUCACAAGUACAGUCCAAGGAAGGAUGCCAAAAAAGAUGCCACCAAGCCUGUGCGGUCCCCCAGCUUUUCCUGCUCGUCCUCAUCGACGCCAUCUUCAAUCGGAAUCGCCGAUCCACGGAAGUCCGGACAUACCUCCGGAGUCGAUCCGCUCGCCGCACACAACUUUCGGAACCUUUCGUCUCCAUCAGAUGGAGAACGUUAUGCUGUUGCUGAUAAACCGACAGCAACGUCAGCAUUUCCAUUCACCACUAAGCCUUCAGUUGGUAGUGUUGAUGGUGAACCGACUCGACAACAAGGCAAUAUGUGUGACUCCAGCUUGUUCCCUUUCUAUUCCCAGCAGAACAAACCGAUUGCUUCGGAGCUCCGGGGCACAAUCCAUCAACCAGUUUUUCAACAGAACAAGCCAAGUGAUCGUCCGAAAACCCAGCAACCUGGCGAUCGUGGGACAUGCCAGACAUGCCCAGCUCAUGCUGGAUCCCGCCGCAUUCUCCGUGCCGCUGUUCGGAGUAUUGAAGUUAGCAAAGAGCGUGCUAGCUCAGCCCCAACUUUGACUGACAAUGGACCCGAGGAGUGUGAUGCUGAAAUGGAUAGCGACGAUGAGCCUAGCUGGUAUGAACUGAAGCGUCUUGGUGGUGUUGCCCAUCGCUCAAGAAAAUAUGAAGAUGCGGCCGAGUACUACCGCCGAAGCAUUGAGCUGCUAGACUCACAGCUUUAUCGUGAUGCAGACACGUUUACAAUGGAGAUUCAAACUGAUAAGGCAAGACUUCACGCAAACCGGGCGGCAUCACUUAUGAUGCUGAUGCAGAUCACUGAAGCUCAGCGCGAAUGUCGGCGAUCGAUUGAGGUGGACGCGACGUAUGCACGCGCAUACCUUCGGCUAAGCCGCAUUCAAGUCUUACUGGGUGAUACUGUCAAUGCAAAGGUGAACAUUGAUACAGCGAGGCAGCUGAUGGAAAAGCAAGACGACGAAGUAGGCAGCAGUGACCAUAUAGAUCGUGUAUCUGUUGUCAAGACGGAAGGCACGAUUAAGGAAUUGACGAUGCUACAGGGUGAGAUUAAGUCGAGCAUUGAGUGUGAAAACUUCAAGCAAGCUCUUUUGCACACCGAAAGCGCUCUAUUACUUGCGCCGAUGUACCGGAAGCUACAAGUGGAAAAGGCUCGUAUUCUUCUUCACCGAAGGCAACUGGAUCUGAUUGUUAAGUUUUGUACUUCUAUCGUCGAAAAACAGCAAGCAAGUCAGACGAAGCUGCCAAGUCCAGCGAGCGCGAGUGGAAUGAGCACCAAACCGCUCAAGGAUGAAACUGUAGACAUGGUCGCUAUCGUGGGUAUUGAUCUAGGAUUGUUGUGGGCGACCUCGCUACACUACCAAAACAAAGUUGAGGACGCAGUCCGGGUACUCAACGCCUUGGAAGUCGUAGCUCCUUGCAGCUCGCUCGUGAUACAAUUGAAACGGCAAUGGCACGAUAUGGAGCAGCUUAGGCUCGACGGAAAUCGACGGUAUAAAGAAGGCCAGUAUCAGGAGGCCAUACGAUGCUACUCGGAAGCUUUACAUGUUGACCCAAAGCACCUGGAGUACUGCACAGUUAUAUACUGCAAUCGUUCAGCAGCCCAAAUGGGGCUGCAACGGUAUCACACUGCGAUUCUUGAUUGCAACGAAGCACUGCGACGAAAGUCAAAUUUCUCCCGUGCUAUGCUCCGUCGCGCACGAUGCCAUGUUGCAUUAAAGGUGUACCACGAGGCAGUGAAAGACUUCGACAGUUAUUUGCACGAGCGAUCAAGCGACAUUCCUGUUGAUGUGAUGGCCAAUGUUUGUCGCGAACGUAACGAGGCAAAAGCAGCUAUUGCCAAAGCUCGCGAAGAAACCAGACAGCGAGAGGCGGCAAAGAAGCGUGCAGAACGGCAGCAGCGCCAAACUUGCUGGGAAGACGCGGCGCGGAGUAAAAGCCGACCUUACGACAGGUACAGGCGAGGCGGACGUAGCAAUUGUGGGAGCAGUAAAUCCCAGUCGUCAGGUGCCAGUAGUCGGGCUUCAUUUAUGGCGACGAAGACCGAGUACCGCACGCAUUACGAAGUGCUUGGUAUUGAUAAAACAGCGACGAGCGACCAAGUCAAGAGGUCGUACCGCAAAUUGGCGCUCGUGUAUCAUCCAGAUAAAUCAAAGGUGUUGUCGCAUGCUGAUUUGUUCAAGGAGAUGACAGCCGCCUACAACGUGCUCUCCGACAAAAGCGCCCGGGAUAAAUAUGAUCGCGAGUUGAUGUACAACAAAUUUGGCAAUUUCUACGAGAACUAG